Molecule: messenger RNA, 4484 nt
Organism: Colias croceus (clouded yellow)
Lineage: Eukaryota; Metazoa; Arthropoda; Insecta; Lepidoptera; Pieridae
Product: ATP-dependent translocase ABCB1-like
Exons: 23
Coding region: 125-3913 (1262 amino acids)
Biological process (GO): transmembrane transport
Cellular component (GO): membrane
Molecular function (GO): ATP hydrolysis activity; ATP binding; ABC-type transporter activity
Source: RefSeq, a predicted model, not a curated record
AAUUUAUCAGAUGAUAACAGUCAAUCAAUAUAGAUAUUACGUCUGAAUCAGUGAACGCGAUAUAUCUUGUGCAGAGUGAAUUUUAAAAAUACAAAAAUUUACAAUAUUGUGAUAUUUAAAAAAAAUGGUGGACUAUAAAAACGGUCGGUCGAAAAAUAGUUAUAAAGUUAAUGAUUUGUCUAAAGUAGAAUUCACGGGAGCUGGUAAAAAAAAUGGAAAGAGUAGUACCACUGAUUCAGAACCAGACCCACCACCGGAGGUACCCAGUAUAUCAUUCAUAACUCUCUUUCGCUUCGCAUCGACCACGGAUAAGAUUUAUAUAUUUUUUGGAAUCCUAUUUUCAAUUAUAUCGGGUGCCAUGACACCCAUAAAUACAUUGCUCUUCUCUUCCUUGCUCCAAAGCAUGGUUAACUUCGGUAUAUCAGUCAUCCAAGGCCAACCAGACGGAGACACGUUCUUAGCGGCUGUUCAGAACUUUGCUAUAUGGAACAGCGUGGUUGGGGUUGUGUUAGUCAUUCUGUCUUAUGGUGCCACCGUAAUGAUGAAUUAUUCUGCAUUUAAUCAGGUAUAUAAAAUACGACAAGAAUAUUUAAAAGCAGCCCUAAACCAAGACUUUGAAUACUUUGAUACACAUCAAACAGGUGACUUUGCAUCUAAAAUGACAGAUGAUGUCGUGAAGUUGGAAGACGGAAUUGGAGAGAAAUUAGGGACAUUCAUUUAUUAUCAAGCAGCAUUCGUUAGUUCGAUAAUAAUGGCUUUAGUGAAGGGGUGGAAACUGGCUCUUUUAUGUUUGGUUUCGUUCCCCGUUACCUUGACCUUAGUGGGGGCUGCUGGAAUAGUAGCGUCGAAGCUAUCUAAGAAAGAGGCAGUGGCGGCCGGGAAAGCUGGCGCCAUUGCUGAAGAGGUUAUAUCCGCCGUACGAACUGUGUAUGCGUUUAGCGGACAGCCCAAAGAAAUCGAGCGAUACGAUAAAAAUCUAAUUGAGGUCAGGAAAAUUAACAUCAAAAAAGGAUUUUUCAAUGGAACGGCGAUGGGAACAUUGUUCUUCUGUAUAUUUAGUUCGUAUGCUAUGUCUUUCUGGUUCGGAUAUUCCUUCAUGGUGAAUGAGCCAGAAAACUACGACGUAGACACGAUGGUUGCUGUAUUCUUUGGUGUAAUGAUGGGUUCAGCUAACUUCGGAAUCUCCUCAACUCUGAUGGAAGUAUUUGGUGUAGCUCGAGGGGCUGGUGCUCAGAUCUUCAAUCUGAUUGACAAUGUGCCAUACAUCAACCCAUUGUUGAACCGUGGAACAGUACCACAGACUAUAGAAGGAGAUAUUGAGCUUAAAGAUGUCGUAUUCCACUAUCCCUCAAGACCUGAUGUACCGGUGUUAAAAGGAGUUUCAUUAAAAGUAAAACGUGGUCAGUCAGUGGCUCUGGUAGGUCACUCAGGCUGUGGCAAGUCUACUAUCAUCCAACUCAUAUCGAGAUACUAUGAUACCGUUGAUGGAAGUGUUCGUGUUGAUGGAAACGAUGUCCGCAACAUUUCCGUCCGCUGGUUGCGUCAACAAAUUGGUCUGGUGGGCCAGGAGCCUGUGUUGUUUAACACGACAGUCAAAGAAAACAUUCGCUUUGGACGAGAAGACGCUACCGACCAGGAAAUCGAGCAUGCAGCAAAACAAGCAAACGCACAUAACUUUAUUAUGAAACUACCCUCUGGUUACAACACACUAGUCGGCGAGCGCGGCGCGUCGCUGUCCGGCGGGCAGAAGCAGCGCAUCGCGAUCGCGCGCGCGCUCGUGCGCAACCCCCACAUUCUGCUGCUGGACGAAGCGACCAGCGCACUCGACACAUCCUCUGAGGCCAAAGUGCAACGAGCCCUCGAUAAGGCCUCUGAAGGACGAACAACAAUAGUAGUGGCGCAUAGACUGACAACAAUCAGAAAUGUAGAUAAGAUAUACGUUUUUAAAAGCGGCACUGUCAUAGAGUGCGGUAACCAUAAGGAGCUGAUGGCGCAAAAGGGCCAUUAUUACGACAUGGUCAUGUUACAGAAUUCUCCAGACUUGAAUGAAACAGACCAGGAUGGAAACGUUUUAAAGCGAACUGCUUCAAUGGUCAGCGAGGCAGAUGAAGACAACGAAAUGGAUAACAAAAUGCAAGAACCAGUUGUAGAAACAGUCGAACCGAACGUCACUUUCUGGGAUGUUGUGAAACUGAAUAAGCCUGAAUGGAGGUCGAUAACAGCUGCAAGUGCUGCUUCUGUACUGAGUGGUUUUGCUAUGCCUCUACUCGGUGUUAUACUGGGUGACUUUAUUGGUGUUCUAGCCAAUCCAGACGAGGAUUACGUGAGAUCAGAAGUGCGAAAAUAUGCUCUCAUUUUUGUUGGCGUCGGCGUCGCAUCUGGCAUAGCUAAUUUUAUUACGGUAUCAAUGUACGCUGUAGCUGGAGAAUACUUAACUCAGCGUUUACGAAAACUUAUGUUUGAAAGGGUCCUUGAUCAGGAAAUAGCAUUCUUUGACGACAAAAGCAAUUCCACUGGAGCCCUGUGUGCUCGGCUUUCGGGAGAAGCAGCUGCGGUUCAAGGGGCAACAGGUCAAAGAAUAGGCACGGUAUUACAAGCUAUAGGUACAUUCAGUUUCGCUCUUGGUGUAUCUUUGUUCUACGAAUGGCGAAUGGGUCUCGUAGCUUUAACGUUCGUACCACUUUUGGCCGCUGUACUCUACAAAGAGGGGAAAAUAGUUAGCCAGCAAUCGUUUGGUACUGCUAAAACUAUGGAGGCGAGCUCUAAGAUCGCCGUGGAAGCCGUGGCUAAUGUGCGAACGGUAGCAUCUCUGGGCCGGGAGCAACGCUUCCAGCAGGACUACGCAGCCCAACUCUUACCCGCGUUGCUGAUCGCAAAGCGCGUCGCGCACUGGCGCGGUGUAGUAUUCGGUCUCUCGAGAGGCCUGUUCAACUUUAUAUACGCCGCUUCUAUGUACUAUGGCGGCACGCUCAUGGUGUAUGACGGUGUGGAAUAUGGUGUUAUAUUGAAGGCUGCACAAGCACUGCUCAUGGGUUCCGCAUCAGCGACACAAGCGUUCGCUUUCGCGCCUAAUUUCCAGAAAGGUAUCAAAGCUGCACGACGUGUUAUGGUCCUCUUGGACAGAGAAUCUAAAGUCCGGGAUCCACAAAAACCCGCUGUAGAAAACUUCAGAGGCACUGGUGAAGCUAGCCUACAAAAUGUCAGCUUUAGGUAUCCAACGCGACCGCUCAUAGAGGUCUUGAGUAGUUUGGAUCUGGAAAUAGAAAAUGGAAAAACAGUGGCCUUAGUCGGAGCAAGUGGUUGCGGUAAAAGUACCAUCAUACAACUGUUGGAAAGAUAUUACGAUCCUGACGAAGGCAUUGUGGCGCAAAACGGCAUCCCUCUGCCGAAAUUAAAGCUUGCCGAUCUAAGACACACCAUUGGAUUUGUACAACAAGAACCAGUCUUAUUUGAUCGCACGAUCGGAGAGAACAUCGCAUAUGGAGACAAUUCCCGGAAUCCCAGUAUGGACGAAGUAGUAGAAGCCGCUAAACAAGCGAAUAUACACAAUUUCAUUGUGUCGCUUCCUGCGGGUUACGACACCAAUAUUGGUUCUAAGGGAACCCAACUAUCAGGUGGUCAAAAACAAAGAGUGGCCAUCGCCAGAGCUUUAAUUCGACGACCAAAGAUGCUUCUAUUGGACGAAGCUACAAGCGCUUUAGAUACAGAGAGUGAGAAGGUGGUACAAGAAGCGCUGGACGCGGCGAAGGCGGGGCGCACGUGCGUGAUGAUCGCGCACCGGCUGAGCACCGUGCGCGACGCCGACCGCAUCUGCGUGCUGCACGCCGGCCGCGUCGCCGAGAGCGGCUCGCACGACCACCUGCUCGCGCUCAAGGGACUCUACUACAAUCUCAACCGACGAGGAUACUCUUGAUCGUUAUUCAAUGUUAGGACAAUUCUUCUAGAAUAGCAGCAACAUCCGCCUUUUCAAUUGUUAAAGCCGAGUUAGAGGAAGUUAGCAAAUUAUCUGAUAAGUAGGCGCAUUUAUAGACAUCAUCUACUUACGAUGAUUGUAUUAUUGUCAUUCAGAACUUUGAACAUGACAAAUACCAAUUCAAUGUGUUUAAAUUGUUUGAGUCACUGUAGGUACUUAGUAAUAUAAUAAGCAAAAUAUGUAGAUAAGGUACUUAUGUAUAUUUAUUUAUAGAAAAAAAUAUAAGAACCUUAUUGUAACAGAAGCUUUUUAUUUAGCAUUAAAUGCAAUUUAUAAAUAUUUUAAAGGCAUUGAAAACAUACUGGAGAGAUACACUAUAAAUCCAGUAUUCAAUUGUUCACAAAGUUAAUUAAUAUGAAAUAAAAUAUAACCAAUUUUUAUUCCUUUACUGAUUAAAAAUACCUUUUAGAUAGAUCAGCUUCAAUUUUUUCUUUCUAAAAACUAUAUGAAAUGUUUAUAAAUUAUUCAAUUAAUUUUUAGAAUAUAAGUGUAAAUAUAAUUUUUUGAUAUC